Morchella sextelata is the source of this 1218-nucleotide messenger RNA. RefSeq lists its product as uncharacterized. Lineage: Eukaryota; Fungi; Ascomycota; Pezizomycetes; Pezizales; Morchellaceae. The coding region runs from base 1 to 1218 and encodes 405 amino acids. The transcript has a single exon. The record is from RefSeq and is a predicted model, not a curated record.
AUGUUCAAUAAACCACACCUCAAACGUCCCUCCGCCCGGCGCUCCUCGUCCGUACGCCCAGGCCCCAAGCCAAACAACGUCUUCGACGAGGACAACCCCGCCGAUCAGGGCUAUGCCACCUCAAGUCCCCUCAGCGAGGUCAGCGACACGAGCAACCACUCCGAGUACUGGCUCCACCACAAUGAACCAGCACCCCCCGCGCCACUGUCACCCCGGAGACAGCAGGUCGUCAUCGAGAUCAGCGACGACGAAGAUACUGCAGAUCCGCCUAAGCCGUCAAAGCAAGCCGAGACAGAGGCCCGGAAUGCGAAAGCUCGUCUUGAGCAUUUAACUGCAAAAUGGGGCCCUUUAGAUGAGCGCGACGAUCGCCAGGCACCAAUUCCAUCGAUCCGACAUCAGGGGUCGGCCUCGACCUCCCAACUCCACACCAUGAUUGAACCGAUUGAACCUCCAGCAUCAUAUCAUACCAAAUCAUUAGCGCUUAGUAGGAGCCUUGCUUAUCGUGAACUCCCGAAUUUCACCCGCCGUGUCCCUGGUCUGAAUAUCGCCGGCGGUGGGAAUACACCCCGCGGUCCAAAUCUUCCAGGCCCAAAUGCCGCCGGCGGCCUAAGGCUCCCCGGCCCGAACCGCGCACACGGCCCAAUUUCACCUCAUCCUCGCGGCUCAAAUCCCCCUGUUUCUAACCGUGCCCGCCCUACAUACCUCCCGGCCCCCCGCCGCGCUCUAGUUCUCCACACGACCACGAACGCCCGUGGCCGCGCCCGCGCAGCUCCAGCAUUACCCCGCCUCCCCUCCUCACCCCAGUUCCGCACGCAGCCUACUACCCCCCCGCGCUACGCCACCCCCGCAAUCUUCUAUGGCUCGACUCCGCCAGCACCACCAUCACCACCACCACCCGCGAAGCCCCGCAGAAACACACAGAUAGUUCUCUCCAGCCCGCCCGAGCCAGCUGCGAAACCUGCCACACCUCAACCAACCACAGAGACAAUUCACUCCAGCACGCCUUCUUCACCGGAGCUGCCGCCAUAUGCCUGGCUGGACAAGACAGGGACCAGCAUUGCACGACUACACGGCGCAAUCAGGGGUGUGCUGGCGCAGGGGGAUGAAGGUGCGAUUAGGACGCUGGCGAGGGAGUUGAGGCAUGAUUGGGAGGUGGAUGCGAUGGCGAUUUAUGUGGAGGCGUUUGUGAGGGGAGCAUUGUUUGAUCGGAUUACUUAA